AUGUUUCCGGGCUCAGGGCCAGUUGGUACAAUCGGUGUACCCGGGUCUGCGGGUGUACAAGGUCUUGCCGGUCCUCAGGGUCCUCAAGGACAACAAGGACUCCGGGGUCCCCAGGGGCCUUUGGGAAAAACAGGCGAACUAGGACCCGAAGGCCCACGUGGACAACGAGGCGAGCGUGGCAUCCGCGGAGAGCCCGGCAGCCCAGGUCAAUUUGGGCCGACAGGAGAAAAAGGUUCCAGAGGGCCACCCGGCAAGCAGGGACCAAUUGGUAUGGAUGGACGAGUCGGUUCCGAGGGUCCUCUUGGAACGCCAGGAAAGCUCGGCGAAAUUGGGGCUGUGGGAGAAUCAGGACAAUAUGGACCCCCAGGACCUCCGGCAAGAGAAUUAUUAAUUGUGACUUUAGUAUCGGAAAAGUACUGUCAACAUUAG
Molecule: messenger RNA, 429 nt
Organism: Protopolystoma xenopodis
Lineage: Eukaryota; Metazoa; Platyhelminthes; Monogenea; Polystomatidea; Polystomatidae
Source: the annotation of a GenBank genome assembly